Messenger RNA from Pseudomassariella vexata, 1821 nucleotides. RefSeq lists its product as uncharacterized. The record is from RefSeq and is a predicted model, not a curated record. The transcript is spliced from 2 exons. NCBI's taxonomy places the organism in Eukaryota, Fungi, Ascomycota, Sordariomycetes, Amphisphaeriales, Pseudomassariaceae. The coding region runs from base 176 to 1723 and encodes 515 amino acids.
UUUCAGCCUGCCACAACAAGCGAAUAACAAAAGAAAAAAACGCCGACCGACAUAUAGCUUGCUGAAUCUACCCCACCAACACUCGACAAGAGCAACUCAUAUCAAUCAUUCGCGAUAAUACCACUUAUACGCCAGCGCCGCAGUCGCUGAACUGCGCUACGCUGUGCUGCGCGACAUGUCACCAAGAUUAAGACCUCUGCAAUUGCCGCUGCUGGUUGAAAAGAGGAGGAAGAUGGAAGAGGCACAGGCCGAGAUUGACAGCGAUCAUAACUCGGCGUUAUACGUGAUGGGCUCGGGCUCAUCGGAUGCGACUUCACCAGCCACGCCAACAUUUUCGGCGCGUGGGCACCUACGAUACUCGAGCUCAACGUCCUCUUUUGAUCUGACAGCACUGUCUAGUCCUGAGGGACCUUCAUCACCGACCCCCGUCAAACGGAUUUUGCCCGACGUGCAGGAAGAGUCGAUCGAUCCCCUGGAAUCAGAUUCAGAUUCAGAUUCUGACGAUGCUAUAUCCGAUCACUUUGACUUAUACGACUGCCUUUGUGCUGCACCUUGCAUCCACGGCGAUACUGACCUGGUGCAAAGUACGACCGACUUCUACACCCACAAUGGCGACAUUGAUUACGAUAUGGGCUUUCUCAGCGACAACGACUUCAACACGAGUCCACGGUCGAAAAAGCGGCGGGCUGGGUCUGAGUCGCCUUUCACGGGAUUCACUCAACGACUCAACUCCAGGUUUCCCUCUUUGACGCGGUGGAAGUCAACGAGGAACGGCAGCAUAACCAGCUCGCCUGGUUCCGACUUCGGGUUUGAGCAGCGGCCGGCAGUCUCUCGAGCUACAUCGAGUCGCUCCUCUUCCCGCUCAGCCUCCGGUCGGUAUCCCCCGGAUCGCACGAACGAGCCUCCUCUUCCUCCGACGCCAGCUUCUUCGUUCUACGAAAGCAGCGACAGCAUCGCUCUACCGGCGCCUAUCGAUAUCGAGAAGGCCAAUGGCUUUGGUCCUCUCAUUGAAAUGGAGAGAGCUUUAGCCACGACCCCACUUCUACCACCUCUCAUGACCGACGCACACGCCGUGUCGGCCAGCGUUCAGCCUUCACCUUUGGAAUCUCCUACUGUUGUCGGUCCGAUUGUUUCGGAGCCGCAAUCACCCUGUAUUUCCAGCCCACCGCUCAGCACCAAGCCAUCAAACUCAUCCUUUCACCGUGUGGCUACUUCCGCAGAGCUGCCAAACAUCCCUGAACCCGAUGAGUGGUCAGACCGUCUCGGCCAUGCCAACUUCACCAUCCUGCCCCAGCCAUACAAACCCGAGAACCCAGAUCGAGACUCCUUACAACAGCUGCGGGCUGACUGGGCCACUGCGCGCGUAAAUUACACCAAGCAUCUAGUUCGGACCGGGGAGCACUACGGAAUCACCUCCAAGACCUAUGUCAUGACGGAGGCAAAAUGGGCCGAGACAGAUGGCGCCUGGCGAAACCAUCAUGCCAGUGUUGUCGAGGCUGUUACUGCUAGUGGUGAUGGUACUGCUUCCGUGAAAUUUAAAGAGGGCAUUUUGACCACAGUGCCCCGCAUGGACGCCGAGGGUAAAUUUCCCGAGAGAGGCGACGAGGACAUCGUCGGCCCCAUGGUCCGCGAGGCGACCAUGGUCUCACCUGGUGACAGUCCGGAAAAGAGGAAUCCCAGCUUCUGGCGCAACCUCGCUGGGCGUGUUGGCUUACGGAAAUAAAGCCUCUGCAACUUGGCCUAACAAUAAUUAAUGAUGAUCACGACAUUUACGUCACACGCUCCCUACAUAUUAUGUUUAUUUUUUACUCAUCGAGAGAU